UGCGGCGGGCACGUUGUUUUUACAGAUUCACAAGGUUACAACAUUCAGUUUGUACUUGUUCAUCGCCACAUUCGACAAUUUUUAGUCAUCUCUUAUGAUCAAUCGGACAUUACUUCGUGUGCUCUGCAAUUUCCCUAAUCGUCGUAUCGACGGCGCUAAGUUCAAACCUGUGAAUCGGUGUUUUAGCGUCAACAGCAUCAUGGCUCAGAGCAAAUUCGAGUACGUGAGGAAGUUCGAGGAGGAAGACCGGUUAUUGCCCAAUUGCUGGAUCGUCGUGCGAGUCGAUGGUAAAAAUUUUUCCAAAUUUUCCGACUCACACAAAUUCACGAAGCCGAAUGACAAGAGAGCUCUAAAUCUCAUGAAUCACGCUGCCAUAAUUGUCAUGAGGGAGUACAAGGAUAUUGUCAUGGCUUAUGGGCAAAGCGACGAGUACUCCUUCGUUUUUAGGAAGAGCUCCGAGCUUUACAAUCGCAGAGCUUCAAAGAUUAUGACGUGCGUUGGCUCGCUCUUCACAUCUGCGUACACGUUCUUCUGGACCAAAUACUUCGACGACUCCAAUAAGUUGAAGUAUCCACCGUCUUUCGACGCGAGGACAGUACUUUAUCCCACGGAUACAAAUCUUCGAGAUUAUCUCUCUUGGAGGCAGGCUGAUGUCCACAUAAACAAUCUAUACAACACAUGCUUUUGGAAGCUUGUUCAAAAAAAGAAAAUGACUGGACAAGAGGCUGAAGAGAGAUUGAGGGGUACUGUGUCUGCAGACAAAAAUGAAAUACUAUUUUCAGAGUUUGGAAUCAACUAUAAUAAUGAGCCACAAAUGUUUAGAAAAGGCACAACAAUACUACGUAAACGAUUAAUAAAAAGUGACGAAAAAGACAAAGUGAGUUAUACAAAACCAGAACCAGUAGCUAUAGUAGAGGAUAUUAUAAGUGAUGCAUUUUGGAUAACUCAUGAUGAAAUACUUUCUGAAGGAAAGCCAAACAUUUUAGCAAUUAAAAAAGAAACAAUAGAUGGUGCUCCUAUUUUUGAAUGUGAGAAUAAAUAUAAACCUCAUUCACCAACAAAUUCGACAGAUGAGAUCAUGGCAUCUAAAGUAAAAACGAUAGAAUAGACAAAUAAAUAGCCAGUAAUUAUUUUGUGGAAAAUAAGUACAUUGUAAUAUAAUGACAACAUGGAUGCUAAUGUAUUUUUUUGACCAAGUAUCAAAUGCUUGAUUACGUUUUAUAUGCAUAGAUAUUACUGAAUCAAAGUCAGUUACAUUUCUUCAAUUUACUUGUUUUCAAGUAAUUUGAUUGUAUUAUAAUAAUUAGAACAAUACAUUUAAAGAAUAUAAAUAGUAACAUAUGAAAUUGUU
Messenger RNA from Trichogramma pretiosum, 1351 nucleotides. It is a transcript of the gene THG, whose product is annotated as probable tRNA(His) guanylyltransferase. Lineage: Eukaryota; Metazoa; Arthropoda; Insecta; Hymenoptera; Trichogrammatidae. The coding region runs from base 95 to 1108 and encodes 337 amino acids. Gene Ontology annotation, biological process: tRNA modification. The transcript is spliced from 3 exons. The record is from RefSeq and is a predicted model, not a curated record. Gene Ontology annotation, molecular function: magnesium ion binding; tRNA guanylyltransferase activity.